Messenger RNA from Hypoxylon trugodes, 3391 nucleotides. Its product is annotated as RabGAP/TBC. The coding region runs from base 665 to 3262 and encodes 865 amino acids. Lineage: Eukaryota; Fungi; Ascomycota; Sordariomycetes; Xylariales; Hypoxylaceae. The record is from RefSeq and is a predicted model, not a curated record. The transcript is spliced from 3 exons.
GCACAAGUAUGUACAUUAUAUGUAGGUAUGUAACUCCACAAUCCUAGUCGCUUUUUAGUCAGUUCGUGCGAAGGGGGAAGGGGAAACAAUUACAAACGACGGUCAAUCUGAAUACAUACAUCCUUUCAAUUUCAAUUUCAACCUUUUCCUUCUCUUUCACUUCGUCUCAUGCACUUUAUUAUAUUUUCUUCUUUUUUCAUGGUCUGCGAUCGAUAUUGAGUUACUCGUAGUAAUUUGUUUUCCUCCCGAGACAGAUAUAACAUCGAUUUAAGUCCGCCGCGUGUCGCGUUGCGUUUGUCGAUUCCUCGUCAUCUCCUGAACAAUACUUCCAAGUCGAUACCCUAGGUACAUAGACUCGAUACGAUACAUGACAAACACCCAAACCACGACGACAACCUCACCCCGAUCUUAACCUCGCCGAACCACUCGAAUAUCUUCUUCAUAUACCACUGACUGGUAUCCAUCAUGUCGGGCCCAGAGGAGCCGCAUUCGUCCGACGCCGCUCCCCAGGUUCAUGGGUCGCCUGCUCCCUCGGACAAGGACACGGUAGGUCAAUUACCUUAUUUUCACAUGCAAGACCCCUACUCUCCCUUGUCCUACCAUAUCUUCUAGCCUGGGUCGAUUUGUAUCUAGAUACAUAACAACACGCCACAACACAGAAAACAUGCUGACUCCUAACCAUGUAAAGGACACCUUCGAGGAUGCUGUCGACACAGGAUCUGUAAGAUCUCUAACAAACCGCAAACUUUCCCCUCGACCCAGCAGCGGCGCCACAGAUAAUACGCCAGGUUCCCCAGAAAGUCCGCCCCCUAAGGAAAAGCCAAACGGGGAUAUAUCAGAGGAGAAGGAGAAGGAACAGGAAAAAGAAAAGGAGAAUGGAGUGGACGUUGAGGAUGACGCAACCACGAAAACGACAUCGCAAUCUAAACGCAUAUCGGCUGCAUCUCUGGACAAUGUCGACCUUAGCGAUGGUGCCACAGACCAGAAGCCGCCGAAAGAAGAGCAACCGCCUAUAGUAGUGCCAGAAAAACAACCGUCCAAAAAACUAUCCCUAAGCAAUAUUGCUGCUUCCCUCCCUUCAAUGCCAUGGUCUCCUUCUAAUGCAGAGUCACCCCCGAAGACAAGUCCGAAUCCAAUUAACAAUCCUGGCCCAAUUACAGCCCCAGCACCUGCGGCGCCAUCCCGAAAAAUUACAGGUCCAUUCUCCUGGUUAUCACGCAAUUCCACACAUAAAGACAAGGAUAAGGACGUUCUUACGUCACCGCCUGUUACCGCCAGCUCACCCCGAAGAAACACAGCAAGCUCGAUAGCUACGUUAACCAGCAACCCGGAAAUGAUGCUUAGUAAACUCGAGGAAGAGAAUGAGGACCAUGGCGGCCCUCGCCUGUCAAGGAAUAGCUUGAAGGAUAGAUUUAAGAUGGUGCGAAUGCGAGAAGAGGCCGGAAUUUCUCUUUCCCCCAGCGAUGACGAUAAAUUCCCAGGGACAACCCUAGGAGUUGUGAGCCCGACCCGAGAGAUCACUCAGGACGGAACUCCUGCCGCACAACCUCCACCAUCUCCUUUGCCCUCGAAUGCGGAUACGAAUUUAGCCCCUGGGACUGUCUCCGGCGUAUCUGCUGGGCCAUCAAUUAUUUCGGAUGCUCAAGUCGAUUGGGAUUUAUGGCAGUCAGUAGUAUACGAGGGUCCAGCUGCUGUUGCAAGGACGAACCCAGAGGAACUUAAUAGGGCCAUUGCUACGGGCAUACCUAAUGUGAUUCGUGGUGUAGUCUGGCAAGUCCUUGCUCAGAGCAAGAACGAAGAUCUUGAGAAAGUAUACAGGGAUUUAGCAACGCGAGGAUCGGACAAAGCGCAAGACAGGAAUAGCAACAGCACAUCAGUCAGCGUUUCAAGUAACGGCAACCUAAGCUCAGACAAGGAAGCAGUAGCCUCUUCAGCGUCUUCGGUGCAUUCAGAAGUGUCUGGAGCUAGUGGCAAGAAGACGUCACCGCCAUCUGAACCUUCAGAGGCGGCCCUGAAGGCCCAAGCGUUAGCUACCGCGGAAAGGAAACGAAAAGAGAAAGAAGAUGCCGCAAAUAUACAGAAACUCGAGAAGGUUAUCAAGAGGGAUCUAGGUGCGCGGACAAGCUUUUCAAAAUAUGCCGCAGCUGCUGGUCUACAGGAUGGCCUGUUCGGUGUCUGCAAAGCCUACGCUCUCUUUGAUGAGCCCGUCGGAUAUGCGCAAGGGAUGAACUUCUUGAUUAUGCCCCUCCUUUUCAACAUGCCAGAGGAAGAAGCCUUUUGUUUGUUGGUACGACUGAUGAACCAGUAUAAACUGCGCGACCUGUUUAUCCAAGACAUGCCCGGACUACACAUGCACUUGUAUCAAUUUGAGCGAUUACUGGAAGAUUACGAGCCCGCUUUGUAUUGCCACCUACAUCGUCGCGGCAUCUCACCUCAUCUAUAUGCGACGCAGUGGUUCCUUACCCUUUUCGCAUACCGGUUUCCCUUACAACUGGUGUUGAGGAUUUACGACCUUAUUCUUUCGGAAGGCUUAUCAGCGAUUUUGAAAUUUGGAAUUGUUCUGAUGCAGAAGAACGCAUCGACACUACUUACUAUGUCCGACAUGUCUCAAUUAACAACUUUCCUAAGGGAUAAGCUAUUCGACGUAUAUAUCGAUCAAUCACCAAGCGCUGGCAGCAUUCUUGAGAAUGGCUUUUUUGGUAGCAGCUCUUCGAGCGCUGAUAAGGAAGUCUACCGAGCGGAUCAAUUGGUCCGGGACGCUUGCGAAGUGAAGAUUACACCUGAGGUUCUUAAAGCAUACUCCACCGAGUGGGAAGAAAAGACGCGUGCCGAAAAGGAGCGAGAAAAGGAAUUGGAGCAGUUAAAAACGUCAAACCUAAGCCAGGCUAUCAAGAUCCGAAAACUUGAAGAGCGACUCGAGGCAAGCGAUCGAGAACAGGCUACGGUAACAACGGACCUUGUUCAUACCAAGAUCGAGAACGAAGAAUUGAAGGAUAAGAACGAGAGUUUAAGCGGCCAAGUCAAGGAACUUCGUAACGUCAUCGAGAAGCAACCUGAAGAGAUAGAGCAGAAGUGGCAACUCGAGCGUGAAGACCUCAUGAAAAGGAAUGAGAAAGUACACGAGGAAAAUAGGAGGCUCGAAAAGGAAAUGCAGGAGCUUGAAGAGGAACUCGUGCAGACUAAGAUGCGAUAUGCUGAGAUCAACUCUCAACACGAGACCCUCCAAAGGAAAUGGGCAGACCUUAAGCGACAAUUCGCAUAAGUCGAAUGCUUUCCUCUCCCUGCUCUCAUUCAAGACCUCCCGGUCCGCCACUUUCACGUUCUUGUACAAAGUAAAAAUACCCCUAUGGCUGUUGUAGUUAGCAUGUACCAGGUGGGAAAGAAGGGAGCA